Molecule: messenger RNA, 4364 nt
Organism: Chaetomium fimeti
Lineage: Eukaryota; Fungi; Ascomycota; Sordariomycetes; Sordariales; Chaetomiaceae
Exons: 5
Coding region: 211-4200 (1329 amino acids)
Biological process (GO): intracellular calcium ion homeostasis; transmembrane transport
Cellular component (GO): membrane
Molecular function (GO): ATP hydrolysis activity; ATPase-coupled monoatomic cation transmembrane transporter activity; ATP binding
Source: RefSeq, a predicted model, not a curated record
CUCCACAACUCUGUGCCUUCCAAUCGCCAACCUCGUUGGAAGGUCUCGAGCGCUCAAGUGUAUUGAAACUUUGGGCGAACCCGCCCAAUUGUCUGCCUAUGCUUAAUCGAUUGCUGAGCGUUAUUUGAAGAUGCCUGCAAUCUGCAUCACGCUCUGGCACCGCACGGACACUUGAAAGGCCAAAGUCGACAUCGAUAACCAAUUACCUCUAUGGACCAACACGAUGAUUCGUCGCAUGACGACGGCCUCGGCGGCAACGGGGCCUUUUAUCGGCUGGGAGCGAACCAGAGCAAUGCUAGCAUAUUCGAGGACGUCGAGAUGGCGCAAGACGAGCUCUUCGCCGGGCCCGUAGCCGAAUCGCUUCCCACCAGUGUUUCCGCCUUCAGUCACCGUCGCACCCGUGCCGAUUCCAUAACGAGCUUCUCAUUCUAUCAGGACGAGGACGAUUCCGAGGAACUUAGAGAGGCUUUCGUGACUAGCAACGGGCAACCAUCCGUAGCCGAUCUCGACGAGCUACCAUUUGAGGACGACUUCGAAGAGCAGGACGACUCGCUUGAUAUCGAGUUCAACGACGCCUACGGCGAUCACGCCUCUCUCCGGAGGACCUCAACGCAAUCGAUGGGCUCCGUUCACAGCAGACUGCUUCGACGGCAGGAUAGUGGUGUAUCGGCUGGCAGCGGAUACGGCGCGAACCGCCACAGCCAGAAGCUGUACAUGGCAAACGAGGACCUCUACAUUGCCAUUGCGGGUUUUCGGACCAGCCGCUUCGGACUCGCAGUCUACUCACUCCUCUGCAUUCUCACGUGUGGCCUGGCGUGGCUCCUCUUCCGCUGGCUACCUCGAUGGCGUGUCAAGUUAGUCGGCAAGACGGCACCCCUACGCGAUUGCCAAUGGGUGGUUGUGGAGAAUCAGUGGAACGAGAUGGCGACAUUGAAUGUGGACUCGCGCCCGUACGAAAGGUCGUUGUCGACCGUCUUUGGAUCUCCUGGCAAGAUGGCGUCGUACUCCAUGGACGAGGACCAGGACCCUAUCGUUCGGCAUCUUCGAAUGAUUGAUUAUCGAUAUGUCCGACUUUUCUUCCAUCCCAUCAAGGACAAGUUCCUGCUUUGUGCCGGGUGGAAGGACCCCUUGUGGUCCAACGUUCGAGACAUUCGGGUUGGUAUCGACGGUGAGGAAAAAGCACACCGCGAUGUAGUCUUCGGCGACAACCUGAUCGAUAUCGAGGAGAAGUCUGUGUUCCGACUUCUGGUAGAUGAGGUGUUUCAUCCCUUCUACGUGUUCCAAAUCGCGAGUCUACUCCUCUGGUCACUGGAUGAGUACUACUACUACGCCAUUGCCAUAUUCGUCAUAUCUGUGGGUAGUAUCACGACGACACUCAUCGAGACAAAAUCCACCAUGAAAAGGCUCCGUGAGAUAUCUCGUUUUGUGUGUGACGUUAGAGUGCUUCGGAAUGGGUUUUGGCGCAACAUCCCCUCGAGCGAUCUCGUUCCGGGCGACGUUUACGAGGUCAGCGACCCGAGUCUCGGCCAGUUUCCAGCGGACAGUCUCCUCCUCAGUGGCGAUUGCAUCGUGAACGAAAGCAUGCUUACUGGUGAAUCCGUCCCCGUCUCUAAAAUCCCAGCAACCGACCAAACACUUUUAAGCUUGGACUUGUCGGCUUCCACUAUGCUUCCAGAGGUCGCAAAGAGCUUCUUAUUCUGUGGAACCAAGAUUGUACGUGCCCGGCGGCCGCAGGAAAACCAGGAUGGAGAAGCCGUGGCGCUCGCCAUGGCCGUGAGGACGGGUUUCAACACAACCAAGGGGGCCUUGGUGCGUUCCAUGCUCUUUCCCAAGCCCUCCGGUUUCAAGUUUUACAGAGACUCGUUCCGAUACAUCUCUGUCAUGGCUUGCGUAGCGCUGGUAGGGUUCACCGCAUCACUGGUCAACUUUAUCAGACUCGGGCUAGAGUGGCAUCUAAUUAUCGUCCGCGCCCUCGACCUCAUCACGAUUGUGGUUCCACCAGCGCUACCGGCGACCCUGACUAUCGGUACCACUUUCGCUCUCCGGCGGCUUAAAGCGAAGCAGAUCUUCUGCAUUAGCCCGCAGAGGGUGAACGUGGGGGGGAAGCUCGACCUGAUGUGCUUCGAUAAGACUGGGACUCUCACGGAAGAGGGGCUCGAUAUUCUCGGAGUACGCGUUGUUUCCCGGGCUGACAAUCGUUUUACCGACCUCCUGACUCAACCCGACGACAUUGUACCGGAUCACAGCACAAACCCCGGGGGCGUCGACCAUACCGACACGCGAAACGCGGCGUUGUACACGAUGGCAACCUGCCACUCACUGCGAAUUGUGGACGGGGAGCCCGUUGGUGACCCUCUCGACCUCAAAAUGUUCGAAUUUACGGGAUGGUCGUACGAAGAAGGAAACAUGGGAGGCGCCAAUGCCGACGACGAAGAGCAAGGCAACCUUCGCCCCUCAGUCGCUAAGCCGCCGACAACAAACGGCGUGGGGCAGGGCACGAGCGAAAAUGUUCCUCUUGAGCUCGGCGUCGAAAAGUCCUUCGAGUUUGUCUCCCAAUUGCGACGGGCCAGCGUCAUCGUGCGGACCUUUGGCCGGCCUAGCGGAGAUAUCUACGUCAAGGGCGCACCGGAGAGCAUGCGGGAAAUCUGUCGACCGGAAACAUUUCCUGCCGACUACGAAGAGCUCCUGUCCCAGUAUACCCAUAAAGGUUACCGGGUGAUCGCAUGUGCAACUAAACACGUCAAGAAGCUCAGCUGGGUGAAAGCUCAAAAGAUGAAACGCACCCAGGCCGAGUCCGAUCUUGAUUUCGUCGGGUUUAUCAUUUUCGAAAACAAGCUGAAGCCCACGACGGCCGCCGUGCUUAAGGAGCUCACCGAGUCCAACAUCGGGUCCGUUAUGGUCACGGGCGACAAUAUUCUGACCGCCAUUAGCGUGGCAAGGGAGUGCGGCAUGAUCAACAAGACGGCUCAUUGUUUCAUUCCCCGUUUCCUCACCGGCAACGCAAGAGAUCCCAACGCUAGCCUGCAGUGGGAGAGUAUCGACAACCAGGCUUACCAGCUAAACUCCAGAACCUUGCUGCCCCUGCCGGCUCCUGUGGAAUCGGAUGCGUCAUUGCCGUACGACAUUGCCAAUCUACGCAACUACUCGAUCGCCGUCAGCGGCGACGUCUUCCGCUGGGUAGUCGAUUACGCACCACCCGGAGUUCUACAGAAGAUGCUUGUCACCGGCAGGGUCUUUGCUCGCAUGUCUCCCGACGAGAAGCACGAACUAGUCGAGAAGCUUCAAAGUAUCGAUUUCUCCUGCGGCUUCUGUGGCGAUGGCGCGAACGACUGCGGUGCGCUCAAGGCUGCCGAUGUGGGCAUUUCGCUCUCGGAGGCCGAGGCAUCCGUUGCGGCUCCGUUCACGUCCCGAGUGUUUGACAUCCGUUGCGUGCCCGAGGUGAUCCGCGAGGGCCGAGCGUCCCUGGUUACCAGCUUCAGCUGCUUCAAGUACAUGAGCUUGUACUCGGCCAUUCAGUUUACUUCGGUCAGCUUCCUAUACGCCUCAGCCUCGAACCUCGGCGAUUUCCAGUUUCUCUUCAUCGACCUGGUGCUCAUCCUACCCAUCGCCGUCUUCAUGAGCUGGGCGGGGCCGUUCCCGGAGCUCUGCCGCAAGAAGCCAACGUCAGACCUGGUCUCACGCAAGGUACUCACCCCGCUGCUGGGCCAGAUCUUCAUUUGCAUCGCUAUCCAGGCGCUGGUGUUCUUGGCCGUCCGCAAGCAGCCGUGGUUUAUCCCGCCUGUCAUUGACCACGACCACUCAAACAUCGUAAAUUCGGAGAACACCGCCCUGUUCCUGACCUCGUGCUUCGAGUACAUUCUGUCGGGAGUGGUGCUCAACGCCGGUCGGCCGUUCAGACGCUCUGGACUGCACAACUGGCCGUUCGUUGCGACCAUUACCAUCACCUUCUGCAUCUCGUUGCUGAUGGUGCUGUACCCACCGGCGUGGUUGUUCAAGCUCAUGCAGUUCACAUAUCUCAGCUGGGACUUCAAGGCUGUGAUUAUCGGGCUCGGCAUGGCCUACUUUGCCAUUUCGUGGAUUGGGGAGCAUCUCGUGUUCCAGCGGCUCGCGCGGCUUGUUGGGAAGAUGAAGGUGUCGCUGCUUAAGAAGGGGAAGACAAGGAAACAGUACAAGGUGAUUCAGGAGCAAAUGGUAUUUUGAAAUUUGUAGAGUUUAAUGCAUUUGAAGCGGCGCUGGAUUUGUGUGUAUCAUAACACAGCAUUGGGAUUUUAAGCGGUUGACGAUGUUGAUUGCAAAAGCGCCUUGGAAUCCGACUAGAACUGGUUUUAUUGUAUUUUUGACAGAAAUCUAUGUUACUUGUUAUA